This is a messenger RNA of Thlaspi arvense, 516 nucleotides long. Lineage: Eukaryota; Viridiplantae; Streptophyta; Magnoliopsida; Brassicales; Brassicaceae. The record is from the annotation of a GenBank genome assembly.
AUGGAAGCAGCUGAGAAGCCUCAUGCCGUGAUGAUAUCGUUCCCAUCUCAAGGCCACGUGAAACCACUGCUAAAACUUGCCAAGCUUCUCCAUCGAAGGGGCUUUUACAUCACCUUCGUCAACACAGACUUCAACCAAAGAAGAUUCCUAAAAGCCAGAGGACCCGAUUCCCUAACAGGAUUACCUGAUUUCCAGUUUAAAACAAUUCCAGAUGGCCUCCCCUCCUCCGACGAGGAUGCGACCCAGGAUGUUGCUGCUCUAUGUGGAUCCGUUAGAAGGAACAUGUUGUCACACUUUCGGAAGCUCCUUCGCCAACUCAACGAUGCUGCACCUUCUCCUAAUCCUCCGGUGACUUGCAUCGUCUCCGACGCUGUUAUGCCCUUUACCGUCACAGCAGCCCAAGAGCUUGGAAUCCCUGUUGCCGUGUACUGGACUUUUCCCGCUUGCGCUUUCAUGGGCUUUUACCAAUAUCCUGCUCUCAUUAAACGAGGUCUCGCUCCACUCCAAGGUACAUGA